Molecule: messenger RNA, 8358 nt
Organism: Lobosporangium transversale
Lineage: Eukaryota; Fungi; Mortierellomycota; Mortierellomycetes; Mortierellales; Mortierellaceae
Exons: 15
Coding region: 91-8358 (2755 amino acids)
Biological process (GO): RNA export from nucleus; post-transcriptional tethering of RNA polymerase II gene DNA at nuclear periphery; protein import into nucleus
Cellular component (GO): nuclear pore cytoplasmic filaments; nuclear pore
Molecular function (GO): structural constituent of nuclear pore
Source: RefSeq, a predicted model, not a curated record
GCUUAUUCGCGCUUCUUAGUAAUAACUAUAUUCACUCAGUUAAAUUAAAAAAGGAAAAAAAAAAGGCAAGAAGAGUACGGAGGUACAUCCAUGUUGUUCUCGUACAAUCGAAAGGGCUUAAGUACCUGGGAUCCUAAUCCAGACCUCGAAUUCCAAUACUUGGAAGAAUAUGCUCUUAACCCUGAUGCGCGUCAGGAUCUCCUUAAGUCCUGCACAGCCGGGACAAAAGAAUAUCAUCUUAUGAAACUUCGUCUCAUUUCUCAAGAGCUCCAGCAAACAUUGCCUGAAGAGAUCACGACUGCCAUGAUCGAAGAGGCCCGAACGGUAUUACACAAUGCAGAAGCGAGCUUUGGGGAUCAAAACAGGGAGAUCAUGGAACAGUUCCGAGCACAAUUCGCGAUUUUGGGCUAUGAAGUGGAUCGAGAGUCAUUGAUGAAACAAGUGGAGCUCGGUCCAGUCUCGGUAACUCGACUAAACAUCGACAACGCCACCAACAGCCUCUUGCCUGAGGCGACGGUAGACUUGCUAGAGCAAUGGCUUGAAAGCAGUAUUUUAGCACAAGUACCCACCAAGCUGCAUGAUGAAUUGAUUGAGACCAACUAUCUCAUUAGUUCAUUAAUACAGAAGUUGAUCCAAAAAAAUGUUCCAACUGACAUCCCUGCUGUUGUAUGGAAGCAUCUAUUGGAACAACCGCAGAUGUCAGACCUUUUGUUGCGUACAACCACGCCUAGCGAGCUAUUAUCCCUAUUCAAAAAGAUGAAUAUACCUCUUUCCUCAAACAACGUGGUGGUACAGUCAAAACCUGGCGAGCAACAAGGAAUCAGUGGACAGGGUAAUGCGGCAGCCAUGAGUGAGAUCGAUACCAUCGAUAUCUUGAUUGCUAAAGUGGUUAUUAGGCUUCACGGUGCGAAUAUGCUGUCCUUCAGGGACGAUAUCAAGCAGCUAAAGCAUUUGACGGUUAAACAAUUAAAAUAUAUCCAGCACAAUGUAUCAGGGAGCAUGCAAGAUGAAGGGUUUGUAGGUUUACUGGAGAAGCGGAUCGUACCAGACAUUUUUUCAGAGCCACUAUCACCACUGUCGCCACCGCAGCAGGGGCAGCGGGAUCCGAGCAAGACAAUCCUUGGUGAAUGGCUGAUCCGUAUGCUUUCGUUCGUGGACCAAUUGCCAUCAAAGUUCAAUCGUCACAAGCUUGCGGUUUAUUUGAUGAGCUUGGAGUAUGACUUAGCCAACGGUGUUAUGGAUAAGACCAAGUUCCUGAAGUUUAUUGCCAUUCCUCGAUACCAUCGCUUCUAUAACAGGAGUCAGCUCGCUACCUACGGAGGCCCUAAUUAUAUUGUGGGCUUUGCUACCCCCAACGCCGACCGUCCUUUGGAGUAUUGGUCCUCGAGAGUCCGAGUCGCUACGCAAGUACGCGACGAGAAUAUUGUUGUGGAAUACCUCACAUAUUUCCUACGACUUAAGGAACCCGUGUCUACAUUUGAGCCUUACUUCGAUCUCCACUCCUUCCUUCAUCCACUUCUCGCCCGUGUGAUGUUAACAUCCCCAACGGAGAAGCACACGCCAUCAGACAUUGAGAAAUGGUCUUCGUUGCUUCCUCUUUCCGACGGAGGGUUGUUAAAGCUGACAGAGGAAACAAUUAUCAAGUUUACGCAUGAUAAUCCCCAGACAUUCAUGCCCUCCGAUCCUGUGGUCCUCAAACUGAAGAUCAAGAAUGCAAACCGGAUCCUCGUCCGUGUAUUUGAAAUCCAGACUCUUGAUUACUUACAGCAGUACCCCAAAGAUGGUCCUUUGGGACUCGAUCUGGAUUUGGAUGGACUAACUCCUAACUGGGAGCACCAAUUGACAGUGGAGCAUCCGGCAUUGGAGAUUCACGAUUUGCUAGUAACGUUACCAGAGUUAGCGGAUUGUAGGGGCUCAUUUGUAGUGGAUGUGGUCUGUAACGGCGAAAACAGUAGCGCGUAUUUCACCAAGGGCUACCUCGAUUUUGUAGAAAGGCAGACUGUGGCAGGUCAUUUGCUUACUAUAAUCGACGAAAAGAAACAAAAAAUCACUGAGAACGUUGGAGUUUGGUUCAACAGCCACUACUAUAAGACAAAUCGCGACGGCGAUAUUACCAUUCCUUAUCGCAAGUCGUCUUCAAAUUCUCAGGAAAGCCUUUUCAUCACACAUAACGGCUUUACAAGCCGCCGUAGCUUCCGGCACCGCCUCGAAUCAUAUGAGGUGUUGAUAUCAUCCUAUAUUGAUCACGAGUCGCUGCUAGCAGACAUGGAUGUGAAGGUGUUGCUCAAGGGCACCUUACGCCUUGUUGACGCAGAUGUAACCUGCCCUGUGGAUCUACUAGAGCAAGUUGUUCUGGAAGUAACAUCCUAUAGCAAUGAUGGCUCCGAGACCAUGAUCUCUGUCCAAGAUUUCAAGCUGCAUGACCUGGACUGGACAGAGUACAUCUACCAGGUCCCAGAGGAUUUGGUUCGUGUUAGAUUUUUGCUUAGAGCGAAAAUCAAAUCGUUGUCAACAGGCACGCUUCAAGAGCUUUCUGACACUUCGGAGUUUUAUUUUAAAAAAAGCAGCGCCGAUGAGAUGGUUACGCUGCAUGCGGCAUCUCAAAGGAAUAAAGUUCAAGUGCAUGGGGAAAUCAUUACUGUUCUCCGGGCUAUUCCUGUCAUAGGUCAGGUUCAUCCUGAAUAUCAGAUCCUCGUCAUGGGUAAAAACGGUGAAAGAAGACCAGGCGUGCCUCUCAAGAUCAAUAUAGAGCAUUUAGUUUCACUGGACACAAUUGAAAUUGACCUCCUAUCGGAUGCGGAUGGUAUUGUCCAUUUAGGCUCGCUUUUGGGGAUUAUAAAGCUAUCCUGUAUACCUGGUCAUUCUACUUGGGAAUUUGCGGUUAAAAAACAACAAAGAUAUCCUGAAGUCAUUCAUGGCUCCGCAGACGCGCCUAUUCACUUGCCUUUUAGCUUCCAGAACCACCUCGAGACUCGAGCAGUGGUAUUGUUUAGAUGUGCGUCUGACCUUGGAAGUGAUAGCUGUUGUAUUGAAGACGCCACUGAGAAUAUUAGAUUGGAAGAAGAUUUACUCAUAAUUGGGCACUUGGAUCCAGGCUGUUAUAAUUUACACUUGGAUGAUGAAACGCUUAUACAUCUCCUCAUUUCGAGCCCGAGGAACGCAUCUUUAAUACAAAGCGACGCUAUCAAAGGUUUGGAAGGCUUUCAUCUCCGCACAAAUCCUAUGCUCGAAAUUCGGAACAGUAUGAGGCAUCCGCUCUAUAUCUCUUCAGUUACGGAUGAUCUGGUACAACAGAAGAUCCAUAUUCAACUCCAGAAUUGGACACCUGCGACACGAGUCUGUGUUGUAUCCUCAAAGUUCAAGCCAUACAGGUCUAUGCUUGAUGAUAUGGCGCCAUUCAAGGAUGGGAGGCCUUGGUUUAAAAAGCAGACUAACCAGCAAACAACAUUAUUUAAGGAAGGAAGAGUCCUAGGGGAAGAAUAUCAAUAUAUUCUGAAUCGCAGAGCCCAAUCAAAGCAUUGGGCUGGUAACCUGUUGACAAAGCCCAGUGUCCUACUUAAUCCACGGAGCAUAGGAGGAACCAGUGUGUCUCGGCAAGAGAUGACAAGACAUAACCCUAAUAACGCUUCAUCGCGUUCUAAUACCUUUAGGGGCCCCGGUGGGGAUAGGACUAUGGUUUCAAGUAAUCCAGGCUAUGAUCUUGGACGUGGUGGCGCUAUGCGUCAUCGCAAGAUUCUACCACCUGGUGCGCCUCCCUUAUUCACCUUUAUAGCCAACCCUAGCGUGAUAUUUGCAAAUAUGCUUCCAAGCCAAAGUGGAGUAUUGGAGUUGAACCAUGCAGAUCUGAAAGAGGGCAAUUAUUUGCAAAUCUUCGCUAUAGAUGGUUCACAGGCAAUCCAACGCUGCUUUACGGCGUCCAAUCGCGGUUUAAGGGUGUUUGGAGAGCCUAUUGAAUGGGAAUACCAAAAACGCGACUUGAGGUUUAAGAGCCCAUUAAGCUAUGAUAAGCACUAUACCGGUGAAAAAACUGGGGCAAUCUUGGAUCCUAGAGCCCGUAUGCAUCAAUCUCUAUCAAGCGAUGAACGCGCUGCUUUGGAAGCUAAACCGCAUACAAUAACGCUUACCUCAACUGGAAGUUCAGCCUCUGCAGUUCAAGUCAUAAACUCUGUGAGUCAGGUGUACGAUUUAAUGAUGACGCUGCUAGAGGGCGAAGCACACAAGCAGAAUCUACGCAAGUUUAGGUUCAUUGUGGACUGGCAUAAAUUUUCCCUCAUAACCAAGAACGAAAUGUUCUCGAAAUGGAAUUGCCAUGAGCUCAACUUGUUUCUUUAUAGGAAGGACCGGCCUUAUUUCGAUGCAGUCGUGAAGCCGUUCGUCAAGAACAAAUUGGUCAAAUCGUUCAUGGAUAACUACUUGAUUGGCGCAUCUUUGGAGAAGUACACAACUCUAAAUGAAUUCAGUUUGUUGACUUGCAUGGAAAAAUGUCUUCUCGCACAACGAAUUCCAAGCUUGCGAGCUUCUGUUGCCCAGUGGAUAAAAAGCAGAGUCCAUAAAGCUAAGAUUUCCACCAAUUCCAAAUUAUUCAAGGCCGUCAUGAAAUCAGGCGCCUUAAAAGAUGUCACUGACGAUGGAAUAACCCCUUCUUCUCCAUCCACAACCCCUGGAAACAUUGGAAGUCAGACGGGAUCGGAAGGGCGAAAAAGUGACAAUGAUGAUUUCGAAAUGGUUGACAAGCCUUUGAUUGGUGCUAUACAGUUAAGCGAUCCAGCUCUAGCCAUGCAGAGCACCUUUGGAGGAACUUCACUGUUCGGGACCGGAGCCUCUGGAGCUCCACCCGCUGCUGAGGGGCUCGAGUCAAAUGCUUCUAGAACAGCUUUUGGCUCCAGCAGCUAUGCGGCGCCUCGGAGCGCAGCGCCAGCGACCGAUAUGCCUGGACAGCCUACUCCUACAUUUGGAGCAGCACCCUCAAGCUUGUUUGGAUCUCCCGGAGGAGCGGCAACAUCAAGUGCUUUAUUUGGAACAGCUACAGCAAAGGCAGCGCCUGGAGGCUUAUUUGGGUCUUCUUCGGCACCGUCAGCAACGGGCGGGUUAUUCGGAUCAUCUGUGGUGCCGGCAACAACUACUGGUUUGUUUGGGUCGUCUGGAACGCCAACGACACCUGCUGCAAACAUGUUUGGUCAAUUUAUGCCUAGCACCACGCCGUCAGGAACAUUUGGGAGCACAGUGGCAGCUACAAACGUGCCUAAUCAGCCUGCACCUGCGCCUGCUGAAGGGAUGUCUAUAUCAUUUGGGGAAGUGGCAUCAGGGUCCUUUGGAGGAGCUUCAGUGUCAACUCCAACACAACAAGGCUUACUGCCAGCACAGCGACAAUGGCAACAGCAACGGCAGCUGCAAUUGCAACAAUUAGCACUGCAGCAGCAAGCGCAACAGGUGCAACAACAGGUGCAACAACAGGUGCAACAACAGCCAACGCAGCAAGCACAGCAGCUGCAAUUGCAACAAUUAGCACUGCGGCAGCAACUGCAGCGGCAAGCGCAACAGAUGCAGCAACAGAUGCAACAACAGGUGCAACAGCAAGUGCAACAGCAGCAGCAGCUACCGCCGUCAAACCAUCACGAGGCGCGGCGGUUAGCAGCCCAAAUCCUACAGCAGCAGUACAAGCCUAUCGAUUUUACAAAAGAGAUGAUUGAGACAUUUUACUGGGGCAGGCAGGAUCAGACUAUUGAACACAGCCGUGGGGAUGUCAAUGCCUUCUGGUUAGAUUAUAUGGAGUACGAUGAAUCUAAGCGAGGAUCAUUUUUGUCAGAGAACUUCGUAGCAAAUGCUGGAACGUUCACGACCGUUAUGGCAACUAUCGCGCUGCUCGAUCUGAUGUUUAAUCCUAAAGAGGCAACCAUCAGGCGCUCUAUCGAUGGCAAUCUACUUGCUUCGUCGCUUUCUCCCGCAAUGGUGUUUCACUCUUCGACUAAGGAACACACCGAGGCACCGGCUAUUGGAUCAGUUCUGAUUAUGCAGCAAUACUUUGCACAACUAGACCGGACGGAGUACAACGCCAAGUUGAUGGCUGACGUACGCAAAUACAUUCGGCCAGGAACUACGUUCAACUCUUUAGAGACUUAUGGAGCACAUGUGGUUUUGAUAAAUGCGACCCCGAAUCCUAUGAAAGUUCAUUUGGAGGUACAACUCCCACAGGGCACAAUCCCAGUCUAUGACCCUCUCGAAGCCUCCCAGGAUGUCGAUUUAAGUGCGCAUGGAACCUUUCAAUACGAAUAUCGCUUUUAUUUCCCAGAAGAAGGCGAUUUUUCACAUUACCCAGCUCAUGUCUCCGACUAUGAAAAUAUCGUCGCAUUCGCAAACCCAGCAACCCUCAAAGUCCGAAAACUGGGAUCUAGCCGUGACCAUGAUGUAGCUGAAAUCAAUUCUUGGUCUUACAUACUCUCCUGCGGGACACAAGGAGAUAUUCUUCAGAAGCUAAGGUCUGAUCCAUUGGAUGGCAUGAAUGUAGAACUCUUGAUCCCCAGAUUAUACUGUGAUAUUGCUUUUUUCAAAGCCGUCACCAAAGUUCUCCGAGAUCGAUACGAAUACAUCGACCAAGUCUGGAGCGUAAGUAUGGUGCUGCAUGCUACACAAGAGGACGACAGAAAAGAGUUGCGGAAAAUAGCAAGUGAAUACAUCGGAAAAAAGCAGAUAGCUCGGUUGGUUGGAGACUGGUUUACGUCAGGGCUUGUGGUUCGUAGGCCUCAGGAUCGAUGCCAACCACCUUCCUUAUACAAGGAGGCAUUUCAGUACGUCGAGUACUUUCCUCUUAUUAACGCACGUGCUCACAAGGCUACCAAGCACGUAAGGGUCUUGAAUACCAAGUUCAAGAACCAGUAUGAACGGUUCUUGACCUUGCUCAGCGAGAAGCCGUAUCACGAUAUUAAUGAUCUGCUCGUUCUGAUAAUCUAUUUGUUGGCUCAAGACAGAAUCCUUGAAGCCAAAAAGCAUUUUGUCAGGCUGACGGCUCUUGUUGAAGAGAGGCAGCUUGAUCAGGCGAUGAAUAGUGAGGACGAAGAGCAAACAGAUGGUGCACAUCAUUUCCAGCAUAUCCAAUAUGACUACCUUCGCGCAUACCUUAGCCUUUGUGUUGAAAUUCAGACAAAUGAAGAUGAUGAAAGCGGUAGUGGGGAUGAUGUCAGCGGACUAGACCUUGACUUUACAGGUAUCUUGGAGAUUGUGGACAAGUAUCACAACUACCCAGUGCAGCGAUGGAACAAAUUAUUCAAGGAUAUGAAAGCUUAUGUCAAUGAUAUUCAGCAAUCCUGUGCUUCGGCGCUUAAAUCUGGAUCAGAAGUGGAUUCAGGCGAGGUUGAUGCCGUUGCGCCCGAAGCUUCUAUGGGCUCGACUGAAGAAUCCCUAACUGUCAAUUCUGGCAAAGCUCUUUCAGGGCUUAACAAAAAACGUCCUGCAUCAGUCUAUUUCGGAAUCGAGCCGGAUAGCCAUAUUACAAUACAUCAUUCCGGAAUUAAGGAAGUCAUUGUAGAAUACUAUGCUAUUGACGCUGAAGCAAUGUUCUCUGCCUCUCCGCUCGCGUUCGUUGAGCAGGGUGACGACGAGACGACAGCUACCGCCGCUAGCACUGGUAGUGGCACCAUUCCCAAGCCUCUCUUUGGACCACCAGCAUUUGGAUCGUUCAGUCCAUUUACUCCAGCAUAUACCAUACCUUCAUCUGUACCUUCUACAAGCGCUUCAGUAAGCUAUCGUCUGAUUAAACCUAACGGUAUUGACAAGCAUGUUGUAUCGUUUGUAUCUAAGGCUUCUGAGGAUGGAAUUGGGGUGCUCAAGGUUCCAAUCUUGGAGCACUAUCGGAAUACAAACGUGGUGGUGUCAGUGGCUACGGUCCCGCCAGCGGCGACAAAGACUUGGAAGGCAUAUCACUCUCAAAAUAUCACAGUACAAUGCCAGGAGCUGUCAGGAAUGAUCAAGGUGACGACAAAACUUGAGCAGUUGGACAGUAGUGCUAGUGGCAAUAGCUCACGCUGUCGGCCUCGGCCUCAGCCUAAGAAUCGUCCCCUUCGUGGUGGAUAUGUCAAGGUUUAUGCAGAGCUGAAGAGUAGUCAGAAUGGUCAAAAUGACACGGUGUUCUGGAAGGAUGGCUAUACAGAUCUGAUGGGCCGGUUUAAUUACUCAAAAGUAUCGGCCAAUUCUGCGAUACCACCACCACCAACGAUGAUGUUCGGUGGCGCUUUUUGCUCGGGGCCGCCUGACAGCGCAGCUAACGGGGUUAAAGGACUGGCGGACGUGAAGAGGUUCAUGGUAUUUGUAGAUGGUGGCAAGGCAGGCUGCGUCGUUAAGUCUGUUCCCGCACCAUCACUGUAA